Alternaria atra is the source of this 2109-nucleotide messenger RNA. RefSeq lists its product as uncharacterized. The coding region runs from base 1 to 2109 and encodes 702 amino acids. The transcript has 4 exons. The record is from RefSeq and is a predicted model, not a curated record. NCBI's taxonomy places the organism in Eukaryota, Fungi, Ascomycota, Dothideomycetes, Pleosporales, Pleosporaceae.
AUGAAGGAAGAGGACAUUCUCGCCCGCCAUUCUCGACCUCAGAAGCACUCGGCCUGGAUUCCGAAGAAACGCGACUGGCGUUACGCGACCGGCGUCUUCAAACAUGAUGAUCUCGAGGGUGCGCAGAAAGGUCGGUCAGCAUGGGAUGACAUGGACUACGAUUACCAAGUUGCAGAUACACGGAAGAGCAGGGGCCGGAGUGGUAGUAGGCAGAGCGACAGCAACGACAAAGCGCUCAGCAGAUGUGUCUCUGUAUCGGAUACCCAAGAUAGCAUCAAAGGGAAGCGUUUACUGGGAUCUCCGAAGACUAUCGUAAGUGUCGAGCCACUCAAGAAAAAGGCGAAGAAGGCGCAGAGGAACGUAUGGCAGUCGGUGUCGCAACUCUAUCAGAUAGGCAAUUUCAAGACAGAAGACGAACAGCCAGCCUACGAGACUUACAGCUUGACGGUCAGACUACGCUUUCCAGGCAGACUCACCAUCGAGAACGCGCUUCCGCACAUGGCUAUACCAGGCUCGACCGAGCGUACACAGCUACCGAACACGCCCGUGAAGUUGAAAAUGCCUUCCACCUCCGAUACCCCGGCCACAGCUCGCACUGCAACGUCGCCUCACGCUCCACAUACGCUGGACUCCAUCGAAUCUGUACACACAUACCCUCUUUUUCAGAGAACAUGGGUCGAUGAGACAAAGGACUUCAAUAUGCGGGCAGUUCGCGGGGGUUUGCAAAAGUCUGGUUCCACGGCCAAGGACCUUGGAGUCAACUACACAUGGUAUAAUGAUGCGGUUCCAGUGGAUGCCUUGCUUCCUCCAGGGGUACCUCUAUCUGCUAAAGAAUUCAACGCUUACUAUCCUCAUCACGUUCGAUGGAGGGGCGUAAUGCUUCGAUUGGCAAACAACGACUACCGUGGGCAAGACAUCAUGGGCAUGCAGGCGUUUUUCCGUGGUCCGCCUACGACCAACAUGUCAGGCGUAGUGAUGAACCAAGUGCAACGCGACUCAGUCAAGAACGUCAUAGUAGGCUUUAAGACCGACACCACCAAGGGAAAGCAUGAUGGGAAUUUAUAUACCGAUCAGCUCGAACCGGGCAGGUACAUCGCAGAGAGGCGCAGCGGUUACACAUUACCGACAUUUGGCGAUCUAUUACGCGGCCUACAUCAUCUGCCAUCUGGUCUUGACGCUCGCGGCCUCACAGAGUGCCUGAGCUGGUAUCUCAAUUUCCGUGACUCUUUCACGCCCCAACUCGACUUGAACGUCUUACACAGCCAAGCUCUAAUUCGCGCGCUUCGUAUACCUCUAAAGCGGUUCGGUCCCCAAAGUACGUUCUAUCUCUAUUGUAUACACCUAGACUGCAAUGCACUCGAAGAAUGGAAGACGUGGGGGAGAUUCGAGGAGCGGAAGGUGUUCUACGAGCCAGCGAAGACAGCGUCGACGAAGAUCGAGGUCACGGACCAGAAGAGAUCACAACUGCACAUGAAUCUAGAUGACCAUGAGGUCAAACUUGACGUCCAGCUACCACUCCGGCAUGUUCUCGUGUUCCCUUUUCUCGCACUACAUGGUGUUGUGGGCGAAGCGCUCAAGCUAGGUAUUGAGAAAGCUGAUGCCCGGAAAGCUGAGGCGGAAGCUGCAGAAGGAAGAAGGAUGUUGGAGGCUAAGUGGGCUGCAAGACUAGCUGAAAACGCGGAUCCCGAAGGAGAGCAAGAAGUACCAGAGAUAGCUAAGGAGCCCGAACCAGUCGUCAAACCAGAAGAGCAGAUAGAAGGACCCUAUCGCAUGCGAAGACGAGCCUUAACGAUGGAAGCACUGCGUACUCUUGCUCCAGCACCGAAGAAAACUCCAACCGCACCGCCAGUGAAUGGAGGUCCAUUUGUUUACCGCACACCGACUGGGCCAAGCGCAGCAGCAUCUUCCACUCAGAGUAUUGGUAGACAGCCAUUCGUGCCGCCUGAGCUUACGUAUUCUAAUCGGGUUUGGGGCGCGCCUGCACCUUCCUCUGCGUAUGCGCCUCAUCCGGCAUACGAACGGAGGGAGUAUGACUCGACAAGGUUGGCGGAUCAGCGUGGUGGGAGGGAAGAUGGCCGUGGUGCAUCAUAUCACCAAAGGGGGCAAUAG